This is a messenger RNA of Varroa destructor (honeybee mite), 1864 nucleotides long. RefSeq lists its product as uncharacterized. Gene Ontology annotation, molecular function: acyltransferase activity, transferring groups other than amino-acyl groups. The record is from RefSeq and is a predicted model, not a curated record. NCBI's taxonomy places the organism in Eukaryota, Metazoa, Arthropoda, Arachnida, Mesostigmata, Varroidae.
UCUACAAAUCCGUCCAAGAAUGGAUUUGAUGCUACAGUCGAUCGUGAGUAACCCAACCAUUCAAGGCACUUCCUGCGCACGGAGCCUCUCCGGCAAUCGUAACAACAUAUUCAGGAUGAUGGAUGCAUCCGGGAAGUUUCCAUCGGGUUUCGCGUCAGGAAACCUAGCCGAUCUCGGCUCAUUUGACCAAUGUCUUGGAGGUCCGAUUCACGAUAGCCAUUACUGCACGAUGCUACUUACACCGAAAAACCAAAGUCUUAUUAGAAAUAUCGCCACCUAUACACAUCAGGUUGAUUUUAACGUCGCUCAAUUGCUCAUCGGAGUCUGUGCUCCAACAGAAUGUCAGCCAGAACAACUUCGAGCUGUUUACCAAACAGCAUUUGACGAUUGGUUUAACGCCUCUGUUGAUUCGUGCCAGAGCGCCUGGACUCCGCUCCACCCAACCCAGCGAACAUCAUUGUUGCUUAUCGGCUGCUGGCUAAUACUCGCUUUCCUUUUCACAUUACUACUGGGUUUUCGUAUAUCGGCCCCCAAAGCUAUUAAAACCUGCCUCACAUUGGCGACUCUUAAGACUAUCGCUACCCUCUGGGUUCUUCUGGGACAUACGUAUGCCAUUGUCGAACCUCAUAUAGUCGGCUUGUCUCUACGAUUCUACGAGAUGCGAAAGGGCUUGAUGUUUUGCCUUAUUUCCAAUGCGCAUGUCUCCGUGGAGAUCUUCUUUUGCGUAACUGGAAUUCUGAUCGCUCGAAAAAAGGUCCGACGCCGACUCGUCACGGUCAUACUCGGUAUCAUCGCACGAUACAUUCGUUUAACCCUUCCUGCUUUGGCUUUAUUGCUCUUAGCGCCUCUUUUUCCAAUCACCUGCAAUGGACCUGCAAGUUUACUUAUAAUGAAGCAGCGAUUUCUAGAUUGCCCCCAUAACUGGUGGGCUAUUCCAAUUCAUCUCAACAAUUUCCGCCCCAUGCGCGAAAAGUGUCUACCGCAUUUGUGGUAUAUCAGCGCUGAUCUGCAACUCUUUGUAAUCGUAUGGCCAUUGCAUGUCCUUAUUGUCAGAAAGCGCCACCGUAUGGUACUUAUUUCCGUAGUGGCCCUGAUUGCGACUGCAUACAUCGCGCUUGAGACUUUUCUGUAUAAUUACGCCCCUUGCGUAAUGGCUGGUCGAAACAUGCACGAAAUUUUUCGUAUGUCAAACGAGGUGUACCAACGCCCUAUAGCUCACUUGCCUUCUGUAAUUAUUGGCUAUCUGUGUGGUUGUUUAUGCGGCAGUAAGAUGCUGGACAGCCAGUGGCUCUCGAAGAUUCGAUCUGAAUUGCUGAUUCUGGCAGUGGUUUCCAUGAGCUAUUCGACGUUUGGAGGUCAUCCCUGGAUUAGUGGAGCUUGGGAUUACACACUUCGGCCUUUCUACCCAGCAUUCUAUGCGGCCAUUCACCGGCCUCUGUUCGCACUAGGCAUAUCACUGAUCUAUCUGAUACAAGAACAUCCCUGCGAGGUAGCCUACGCCCGUACGCACGGUAAAAUAAUCAGCAAUAAUGUACUGUUCUGUACUUCGGUAUAUUUGUCCACUGUAUACGUUUGCUAUUGAUUCAGUCUGACUGACAGCCUAUAGUUAAAACGGCCAAGAAAUAGAGUAACGGCAGCCAUCAGAACCUUUCGUUCCUUUCACUUUGAUGUAACCCGAAUCGUUCAUAUAUAGCCUAUUGAGCGAUCUUAUUAGUAAACACGGUUGUUUGUUUUACACAAUGUUCGUGCCCAUAUCUUUCAAUGACUAUAACAUCUGUCGCCUAUUUUUCUCAAAUGUUGUUAUUCGUUUUUUAUUAAAUGGGCGAUAAACAAAAAUAUUGAAGACAAAUGAACGUUUGCAAUC